AUGCGUCUGUUACUUUCUCUUAUACUUUUGCUUCCCUUGAGCUAUGACUCUCUGGCUGCACCAACUGCCCUUCGGCCGCAACGGAAAAGCAGGUCUUUCCGGGUCGAGCGCGUCAGGCGCAGCGACUAUGUCGCCCAUGGGCCCAGCGCUCUGAGCAAGGCGCAUCGCAAGUUCGGCAUCGCCCCCACCAGCUUCACCGGUGUUGAUCUGAGCGACUUCGAGCCCUACGAAGUCGCCAAGAGCGCUGUACUAACGACCAAGGAUUCGGACGACGAUCAGACGGGAGAAGUCGCCGCGAAAUCGGUACAGAACAACGUAGAAUUUAUUUCGACCGUCACCAUUGGCGGCCAGAACGUCCCAAUGGACUUUGAUACCGGCUCAGCGGACAUGUGGGUUUUGAACUCAAACAUGGACCCGUCCUAUAUCCAAGGCCACACGGUCUACCACCCGGACAAAUCCAGCACCUACAAAGCAGUCGAAAACAGCAACUUUGAAAUCUCAUACGGCGACAGUUCCUGGGUCAAAGGCACAGUCUGCACAGACACCGUCUCCAUCGGCGGCGCAACAAUAACAGACCAAUUCAUCGGUCUCCCCUCAGCCGUAUCCCAGGCAUUCGUCUCAGAUACAAACUCCAAUGGCCUGGUAGGCCUCGCUUUCUCAUCCAUGAAUACCUUCCAGCCCGGUCCCCAGAAGACUUUCUUCGACAAUAUCGCUCCCGACCUCGAAGAGCCGGUCUUCACUUCCCUGCUGCGCAGCGGUGGCAUCGGCGAGUAUGAGUUCGGAGCCAUCGAUCAGAGCAAGUAUACCGGUACACUGGUGAACGUCAGUGUCGACCCGUCCAACGGAUACUGGCAAUUCGAUACGAAGUUGUUCGCUGUGGGUAGCGGGCCUUUGCAGAGUGUUGCCGAUACGCCGACGGCUAUUGCUGAUACUGGUACUUCGUUGAUGCUUGUCAGCGAUCAGAUACUGAACGCGUACUACGGCCAAGUCGAAAAUGCUCGGUAUUCUCCCAGUUCUGGCGGCUAUAUCUAUCCUUGCAGUGCAGAUUUGCCUAGCUUGACUGUUGCGCUGGGUGAUAAGUAUCAGGCGACUAUCCCGGGUUCGAUGAUUAAGUUUGCGGAGGUUGGGACGAAUACGACGACUGGCGGGACGGUGUGCUAUGGUGGUCUUCAGUCGAGCUCGGGUUCGAGUAUGAUGGUCUUCGGUGAUGUGUUUUUGAAGGCUUUGUUUGUGGUCUUUGAUCAGCGGGGUCCUUCUCUUGCAUUUGCUUCUCCGAAGUGA
Molecule: messenger RNA, 1281 nt
Organism: Penicillium cinerascens
Lineage: Eukaryota; Fungi; Ascomycota; Eurotiomycetes; Eurotiales; Aspergillaceae
Product: pepsin-like aspartic protease
Exons: 3
Coding region: 1-1281 (426 amino acids)
Biological process (GO): proteolysis
Molecular function (GO): aspartic-type endopeptidase activity
Source: RefSeq, a predicted model, not a curated record